Mauremys reevesii (Reeves's turtle) is the source of this 1218-nucleotide messenger RNA. Its product is annotated as maestro heat-like repeat-containing protein family member 7. The coding region runs from base 28 to 1203 and encodes 391 amino acids. The transcript has 8 exons. Gene Ontology annotation, cellular component: cytoplasm. Lineage: Eukaryota; Metazoa; Chordata; Testudines; Geoemydidae. The record is from RefSeq and is a predicted model, not a curated record.
GGGGCCCAGUUUGCUGGGCAGGAAGAAAUGGGAGGAGCGGGAGGUAGUGGGGGAUCCUGCUGGCCAUGUGGGGCACUGGCUGUGUCAUCUCCUCACUGGGAGGUGUCAGCAGGGCCCGAAUCCCUCAUGCUCCUUUGUCUCCUUCGCGUCUCACAGGAGCUCAUUGAGGAGCUUCCUAAAGACUCUCCACCCAGCGAGAUCCUCGCCAGCUGCCUGGCUGCUGUGGGCAACCUCAGCACCAUGAAACCAGCCCUUGAGCCUGAGCUAGAGUCCCGCCUCUUGCAAGCUGCCCUUGGCUCGGUCUUCACCCUGGGCACGGAGACGGACGCCACCGACAUCCAGGCUCUACACAAAGUCAUGCCAGAGCUCCUGGAUGCUGUGCUGGGGAACCUGCUGGCAGAGUCCCCAGACGCAGGCAGGCUCCACGUCAUCUUGGAGCAUGUCAACCGCUGGAUCGUGUCCAGGGUGCCCCAGGAGAGAGCCAGGGCCAUUAAGAGCAGCACGGCCCUGCUGAGAUUUGCAGUCACCCUCCCCGAGUUUGACAUCUCAGCAGAGUUCCCUAGGCUGGGUCAGCACGUGGCCCAGCUGGCUCUCUUUGUGAGUUACCCAGACCAGGACAUCAGCCGGCAGGCCAGGGAGGGGACUUACCGGCUGUACCAGCUGCUGCUCGAACAGAGGGGGCUGAGCAUACACGAGGUGGAGGAUCUGUGGUGCCACAACUGGUACCAGGACAGCAGGCUCCUGGGCUAUAAAAACACAGCCAGGGUGGGGGAGGUCUUUGGAAAAUUCUUCUCUGCGGGGCAGAGGAAAUGCUUCCUCAAGACAGCCGUGCCAGCGAUCUACAACCCCCUGCUGUGCAUUAGCCAGGCUGGGCUUCUCCUCACGUACGCCAUCCUGGGGGAAGCCGAGCAACUGCUGGGGUACACGAUCUUCGCACGGGUCGGCUUGCUGCAGGAGACACUGGCGGACAUCAUCAUCUACAGUGCCAACUGGAAGGAACAGCUCCAGCUGCGGGCGCUGGGCAGAGCAGGACUCACCACAAAACGAACCAAAUGUCACCUGGGCCAGAAAGAACUGAUCUACCCGGGCUAUACGGUGGGCCGAGGGAAAAUACGGUCUUUGGUAUCUGAGCCACAAGCUGUUCUAUCUAAUAGGGAACCCCUUCUCCUUGGUAACAGACCACGCACCCCUCAGGUGGAUUAACAGCAUGAAGGACUC